AUGCCCAUAUGCAAUAAAUGUUCCGUUAAUAUUACUAAAGCAUCCUCCAUACAAUGCAAUGAUUGUGACUUAACAUGGCACGCAAAAUGCCAACAACUCACUAAAGAGGAUAUCGACUACUUAAAAGAAGCCAAUAACAUAUGGCGAUGCAGCAAAUGCGCUAGCGCCAAAAGAGCCUCUUUUAGACUCGAAAAUCCAACCAACAUAGAAAGUAACGAACUACAUGAGAUCAAAGAAAUUAUUUUACAACUCAGGGAUUGCUUUCAAAAUCACAAGGACGAUACAGCCAAAAAUUUUGAAAUUCUGAAUACUAAAUUCAACGCUAUUGAUAAAAUUAUCACAGAAAACCAAGCACUGAAAACACACAUAUCUCAAUUGGAAAAACAGAUUGAAUCCAUAGAACGUCGCCAAAUCGCCAACGACAUUAUCAUUGAUGCUCGACAAAUAUUUAGGAAUUUCUCUAGUAAAUAUAUUGACAUCCAACCGGAUGUACCCAUAUAUAUUAGAGAAAACUUAACAACCAAGGGAAAUAAAUUAUUCAAAGAAGCCAGAGACCUAAAAAAACAGCUUAACUUUCAAUUUGUGUGGACAAAAAACGCCAUAAUCUUCUUACGCAAAAACGAAACAGAUAAGAUAAUACGUGUCGACAGCGAGGACACAAUUCAAAACAUCAAAGGACAAUAUGAAGAUUUAAACUCCUACAACAAAAAUUCGUAA
Messenger RNA from Rhopalosiphum padi (bird cherry-oat aphid), 717 nucleotides. RefSeq lists its product as uncharacterized. Lineage: Eukaryota; Metazoa; Arthropoda; Insecta; Hemiptera; Aphididae. The transcript is spliced from 2 exons. The record is from RefSeq and is a predicted model, not a curated record. Bases 1 to 717 code for a protein of 238 amino acids.